UGAUUGCAAGGCGACAAACAGAUCUUUUGUGCAAUCACUGUCCUUUCUUCGUCUCUUUGAUAACGAUCAAGCUCUCCAUACCUCUACCUCGAGCAAACAGUACACGUUCGGAAUCCACACGAUCAUGCCAUCAGCCAAGCGCAAUGCGUCGUCUGCCAGGCGAUUAUCUCUAGCCAAGAGGCAGAGGACUGUUGAUCCACCAGUUGAUCCGCUUGAGGGCACGAGCGGCUACGAUUCAGAGGAGGGUUCCAACGAUCAGGUGGACGGUGGUCAGGACGCUGAUCACGAGGACAAGGACGAGCAUGAGAACGAGGAGGACGAUAGCGAGCUCGCUCCCAUCACCCCCAAGCAAUCUGGCCAAGCUGCUCGCGGCUCCAAAGAUCAGGAGAAGAAGCACCCCAAGAAGGGCAAGAAGAAGGCUGCUCCGAUCAAGGUUGGUGCCGCUCGUAAGGAGGUGUGUGGUGGGUGCGCCCUGCGUUUCAACGCAGGCCUGAUUAAUGGCAUUUGCCAUGAUCGGCUCGAUUCGAACAGCGAGCGCUGCGUUGAGUGUGGCACCCACUCCUGCUCUAUUCUUCACAAGAACUCUGUGGUUCCCGUUCAUGCUGCGAUCAACGCUCGCCGCAAUCCAGAGUUGACAUCCUGUGAGAUCGAGGUCUUCGUCGAGCGCUCCAGGAAUGCUCUUGAGCGGUAUCCUCUGAUCCCCCGCAACCCUCCUAAGGGCAAGGCCAGGCCCAAGGCGACUGCUCCCCUGGCCACCCCCCAAUCAACGAACUCCUCGCCGAUCCUCACCAGGGCUUCCGCCUCCCGCUUGUCUGGUGAUCCUGCCACGCCGGAUCAGCCGUUCGGGCGUAGUCGUCCAAGGUAUUAUUGGGCUAGAUCCCCUGCCCCUCACCCUGGUCCCUGGUAGUUUCCUGACUCUUACAGUGGUCCUUCUCCCUCUCUCUCAGGGAUUAGGUAUUCCCACGGCAAUCCUCAAUCGUCUCCAAUCCAGGCACCUCAGGGUGUCUCUUCCUUUCGUUCAAAUGCUGGUGAGCUUAUGCACGAGGUGAUCAGUGGCACUUCAGCAUCAGCGUAUAGUGGCCAUGGAUGUGUGGCGAGGCGUAGUCAGGCUGAGCUCCAGUUGAUCUUCAUUGAUCGGCUCAGGGGGCUCAUUGAGGUGUUCGAUGAGUUGGCAGGGUCUCAGUAGGCGGUGAUCUGUGUGUGACGAUCCAUACUAUCAGGGUACUUUAAAAGUUCCUGCUUUUUUC
Molecule: messenger RNA, 1247 nt
Organism: Didymella exigua CBS 183.55
Lineage: Eukaryota; Fungi; Ascomycota; Dothideomycetes; Pleosporales; Didymellaceae
Exons: 4
Coding region: 125-907 (260 amino acids)
Source: RefSeq, a predicted model, not a curated record